UGCAACUCCCGUCUCUUAGCAUUAAUUGGAUUUAAAGAAAAAGAAAAUUAGCAUAAUUAAGAAGAAACGUCUUUUAAUUUGGGGAAAUAAGAGACGUCUUCUGAGACACGUGUUGUGUUUUAGUUGUUCUUCUCCUUUUCUUCUUCGCCUUCAACUUCUCCUUCUCUUCUUCGCCUCAUCUUUUCCUUAUCUUUUUUCUGCUGCUUUGCUAUUCAUCUAUGUUUUGUGGAUCGAAAAACUAAAGCGAAUGGACAAAGGCAUAGCAGUGAUGGGUACUGGCCGGAGAUGGGCCGUCGAUUUCUCCGAUCAAUCCACCAUUCUAUCUUCCCGCGACAUUCUCGAUCCCUCUGACUUCAUAUGUGUAUAUCCUCCGCCUCUUCGAGACUGUCUCUGAUGUCUGCGUCAUUGAGGUUAACGAGACCGGGACACGAUUGAAGUACAAGCCUGGAAUUAUAAUGGGAGGGAAGAACUUGGUUCACAAUUGUGUCCUCUAAAUCCAUCAAACGCUAGAGUUGUAAGUAGUUGGCAGUGGCGGAACGGUUCGUGUUCAAGGCUCUGAGUUUUGGCAUAUGCCUAAAGUUCUAAGAUUGAAAGCUGAAGACAGUGAUCAGGUUACAGAGCAAGGGAGAAUUGAGGUUUGAGAAGCACAACAGAACAAGAAGGAACCUAGUCAUCCUCUGUAACUGCAGCCAUUGCGCUUAACCCUAAGUUGAUGCCGAACGGGAUGUCUGUUUCCUUUGCUAAUGAAAUGUUUGUUCUUGUCCGAGAUGGGGUUGA
Molecule: messenger RNA, 777 nt
Organism: Raphanus sativus (radish)
Lineage: Eukaryota; Viridiplantae; Streptophyta; Magnoliopsida; Brassicales; Brassicaceae
Product: UPF0664 stress-induced protein C29B12.11c-like
Biological process (GO): positive regulation of DNA-templated transcription
Cellular component (GO): nucleus
Molecular function (GO): chromatin DNA binding; transcription coactivator activity
Source: RefSeq, a predicted model, not a curated record